UCACUUCAACAGGGAAGUAGGCAGGACUCACACAGAUACGCACCACCAGCCUAGACCGUGGUCGCACGGAGCGUGUGUGUUUAAAGUGUGUAUCCUGUCAUCCGGGUUCGGUCAGGGUUUAUCUUCCAGGUUAUCAUCUCGUUAACGGACCUAAGUACCCACCAGAAGGUCUGACCACACCUCUGGCAGAAGAGGAACAACACAAGCACUCCUGUCUGGAAAGGAAACACACACCUCAGAGAAAAUGGCCAACAUUCCCCUCUCUCGCUCUGAGGUGUUUGGGGAGCUGAGGAAGGAGCUGCAUGAAGAUGAAAAGUUCCAUCAGUCUGAUGUUCACAUCUUCAUCAUCAUGGGAGCAUCGGGGGAUCUGGCAAAGAAGAAAAUCUACCCAACACUCUGGUGGUUGUUCAGAGAUGGCCUCCUUCCUGAGCAGACGUAUUUUGUGGGCUUUGCUCGCUCUGACUUGACAGUUGAUGCGAUCCGGACUUCUUGCAUGCCAUACAUGAAGGUGAUGGAUACAGAAGCAGAGCGGCUGUCCGCCUUCUUCAGCAGGAACACAUAUAUAAGUGGGAAAUAUGCUGAUGAGGCUUCCUUCUCCAAACUCAACACACACAUCCUUUCUCUGCCCGGAGGAACCGAGGCAAACCGUCUCUUCUACCUGGCCCUGCCACCCACCGUCUACCACGAUGUUACCAAGAACAUCAAGCACCAGUGUAUGAGCACAAAAGGCUGGAACAGAGUGAUUGUGGAGAAGCCGUUUGGACGUGACCUUCAGAGCUCCGAAGAGCUGUCCACUCACCUGUCCUCCCUCUUCACUGAAGAACAGAUCUACCGUAUAGAUCACUACCUGGGCAAAGAAAUGGUGCAGAACCUCAUGGUGCUCAGGUUUGGCAACCGAAUCUUUGGGCCGAUCUGGAACAGGGACAGUGUUGCCUGUGUUGUCCUCACCUUUAAAGAACCAUUUGGCACUCAGGGACGAGGAGGCUACUUUGAUGAUUUUGGCAUCAUCCGAGAUGUCAUGCAAAACCACUUGCUCCAGAUGCUUUGCCUGGUUGCCAUGGAGAAACCAGCUUCCACCAGUUCAGAUGAUGUCAGGGAUGAAAAGGUCAAGGUGCUGAAGUGCAUCGCUCCAUUGUCCUUGUCAGACGUGGUGCUGGGUCAGUAUGUUGGGGAUCCAGAAGGUGAGGGAGACGCCAAACUGGGUUACCUUGAUGAUCCCACAGUUCCUAAAGGAUCAACUCAGGCCACCUUUGCCACCGCUGUGCUCUAUGUGCAAAAUGAACGCUGGGAUGGCGUUCCUUUCAUCCUUCGCUGUGGAAAAGCUCUGAAUGAGAGGAAAGCUGAGGUGCGGCUUCAGUUCACAGAUGUCCCAGGAGACAUUUUUGGAAGUCAGUGUCGCAGGAAUGAGCUGGUGGUGCGUGUACAGCCCAAUGAAGCCAUCUACGCCAAGAUGAUGAGCAAGAAACCUGGUGUUUACUUCAGCCCUGAGGAAACUGAGCUGGACCUCACCUACAAGAGUCGAUACAAGGACGUCAAGCUUCCAGACGCUUACGAGCGUCUCAUCCUGGAUGUCUUCUGUGGGAGUCAGAUGCACUUUGUACGCAGCGAUGAACUACGGGAAGCAUGGAGGAUCUUCACGCCUCUCCUUCAUCAGAUAGACAAAGAGAAGCCGAAACCUAUUCCAUACAAAUAUGGAAGCCGUGGCCCAACAGAAGCAGACGAACUUUCAAAGAAAGUUGGAUUCCGCUACGAAGGCACUUACAAAUGGGUCAACCCUCACAGACUGUGAACUGUGAUGAGAUGAGGGAGGAGUAGAGGUAGGAUAGUAGGAGGGGUACAGCAGGGUAAGUGAGCCAUGUCAUGUUACAAUAAUGGGGUGUCUUUGAGGAAAGAAGUGUUUCCACUGUGUGGAUCCAUCACAGUAGCAACAAAGAAGAUAUAAAAAAAAAAAAAAAAAUAGAAUAUUUCUCAGGUAUAGCAAUUAUU
Molecule: messenger RNA, 1986 nt
Organism: Toxotes jaculatrix (banded archerfish)
Lineage: Eukaryota; Metazoa; Chordata; Actinopteri; Toxotidae
Product: glucose-6-phosphate 1-dehydrogenase
Exons: 14
Coding region: 245-1789 (514 amino acids)
Biological process (GO): glucose metabolic process; pentose-phosphate shunt, oxidative branch
Cellular component (GO): cytosol
Molecular function (GO): NADP binding; glucose-6-phosphate dehydrogenase activity
Source: RefSeq, a predicted model, not a curated record